GUUCUCAAAGUGACUUCCCUACGAAUACUUUGAGAAUUUAUAAUGUUUCUAAUAUUUCCAGUGGAAUCGUUCCAAGCGUUACAAGUUUUGUUCCAUCAGCUAUUUCCGCUACUCCUUCAAAACAGGAUGAUCAAAGUUUUUUUACCUGGGUAAUUUUUGGUAGCUUUAUUGGUGGUUUCAUUGGUGGUGCUGCAUUUGCUAUGAUGAUAUGGUUCUUACGUAAACGACUAGUAAAUAAUGCAAGCAAACAAAAUGAGAGCCUAGAAGAUAGUUCAAAUGUUGUUCAUGAAUCUAACCAUAAAGAUAAUGCUUAA
Molecule: messenger RNA, 314 nt
Organism: Racocetra fulgida
Lineage: Eukaryota; Fungi; Glomeromycota; Glomeromycetes; Diversisporales; Gigasporaceae
Source: the annotation of a GenBank genome assembly